AGAUGAUCGCUCAAGGUCUCCGUUCUCUCACCCAGCGUGUUGUAUCCAAGCCCGCCUCUUCCCGAUCCAUGAGCCUCUGGCAGAAGUCGAUCAAGGAGUUGAGCCGUGAGGAAGUCUGGCCCUUUCUUGCUGGUGGUGUGAUUACUGGCAUCAUCGUGUGGAAAAUGACCCCCUCUUCCAAGUCGGAGUAUGCCAAGCAUUCUACUUUCCAGCAACGUUGCGACGGAACCUACAAGCCUCACCAUCACUAAAGUGUGUGUGUGGCUGAAACCAAUAGUUGACUCCCAGUCAUACGCGAGCCAAGCUGCGAAUGCUUGUUUGUUUCACAAUAAAUUGCGGCAAGAUAGUA
Guillardia theta CCMP2712 is the source of this 349-nucleotide messenger RNA. RefSeq lists its product as hypothetical. The annotation marks the transcript as partial. The transcript has 4 exons. NCBI's taxonomy places the organism in Eukaryota, Cryptophyceae, Pyrenomonadales, Geminigeraceae. The record is from RefSeq and is a predicted model, not a curated record.